AGCCUUUGAGGUCCAGGGUUGAAGCGUGCAUACGUGCGCUCAGCUCCUACCUGUUGUGUUGGAAAGCCCUCUCAACACAAUCCUUCAUCUGUCACCAGCUUACAUAAUAAAACGUCCGCUUGUCCGUAAACCCACGGGCAGUCAACGAAGUAUGGCACUCUCGCAGGUCGUCGAUUUCCUCCAGAGCCGCACCGCUCUCUGGUCCGGCCUCGCUGGGCUGAUCGUGGCCUUGGUCACCCCGCUCGACACCGUCUUCAACCUCCCCGCGUCUUUCGAGGAGGUCGUCUUCAUACUGCUUCUUUUGCCGAUCGCCUUCGCGCCGAGAAGGAUCUUCGGGAAGCCGAGGAAGAGUUCGAGGUCCAAGGCGCACACCGCUGCCGAGGCAGAGCUCAGGCCGGAGGAGGCCGCGCCGCCCGCGCCGCCUGGCAACCUCACCGACCUGGGCGCCAAGCUGCUCCGCGCGGCCAAGGCGGGCGACCUCGGACUCGUGGAGGCGCUGGAGCAGCGGCUGCGGGAGACCGGCGAGCCUCCAAGCGCGUUCUGCGUCGGGGCCGCGAUGCACGCGUACGCCAAGGCCGGAGACCUGCCCCGCGUGGAGCGGUGGCUCCAGAAGCUGCCGGCGGAGGGGCCUGAGCGGCCAAACGUCGUCUGCCUGAAUAUCGUCAUCAGCGCGUGGGCCAAGGUAGGCAACAUCGAACGCGCCGAGGCGUGUCUGCAGGAGAUGCGCCGGUUCGGCGUCGACGCAGACGUGCUGAGCUUCAACACGCUGAUCGACGCGUGCGCGCGGCUCGGAGAUGCAGGCCGCGCGGAGCAUUGGCUGCGGAAGAUGAGCGAGGAGGGCCUGGAGCCGAACGUCAUCUCCUACAGUUCCGUCAUCCACGCUGCGGCCAAGGCGGGCGAGAUGGAGCGUGCGGAGGCGUGGCUGAAGACGAUGGAGCAGAGGGGCGUGUCCCCGAAUGCUAUUUGCUACAACGCAGUGAUUCAUGCCUGCGUCCGAACGGGCGACAUGCGGCGCGCGUCCUGGUGGAUCGGCCACAUGGGGACGCGCGGUGUGCUGCCGACGGCCACAAGCUACAGCGUGCUGAUGAGCCCCUGGGCCAAGAGCGGCGACCUCGCACAGCUGGAGGUCUUGAGGCGGCGGAUGGUCGAUGCUGGAGUGGAGCGGGACUUGGUCUGCUACAUCAUGUUGCUCCGCGCCUGCAACCGCAUCGGCAACGCUCGGCAGGCCCGCGAGUGGUUCGCCCUCAUGUGCGAAGACGGCAUCGAGCCCAACAGCGUGUGCUUCAACCUGCUCAUCAACGUCCACGCGACGACUGGCACCGUUGAGGAUGCAACCGACUGGUUCGGCAAAAUGCUUGAGGCCGGCGUGCAUCCUGAUGUCGUCAGCUUCAACACGGUCAUCAAGGCCUACGCGCAGAGUGCGGACGCCGAUGGCGCGGAGUAUUGGUACCACGAAAUGUGCAGGGUUGGCCUCGCGCCUGAUGCCAUGACCUACAACGCCCUUCUCAGCGCGUGUGCGCACGCUAAGAACCCGUGCAAGGCGGAGCACUGGUUGAAGGCCAUGCUUUCUAGCAACGUCCCGCCUGACAGUGUCAGCUACAGCGCGAUUAUCGAUGCGCACUUGCGAGCUGGCGCCGCGCGCCGCGCGGUUGAGAUGCUUGUCGAAAUGGAGCAGAUGGGCGUGAAGGGCACUGGCGCUUGCUACUGCAGCGUGAUGCACUACCUUGCGCAGCGCGGGGACUGCGACGGCAUCGAGGACAUUUUGGAGCGCAUGCGCAAGGACAACAUCGAUACUAACGUCACCAUGUACAACAUUCUUAUCAGCUCGUGUGCGAAGCGCGCGGACACGCGCCGCGCGGAGAAGUGGCUGAAGUUCAUGGUGCGCCAGGGCAUGGAGCCUGAUGUGGUGAGCUUCUCCACGGUCAUCCACUCCUGUGCGAAGUCCGAGAACCUCGAUCGCGCCGAGCUGUGGCUGCGCCGCAUGACGGAGUCGGGAGUGCAGGCCAAUUCAGUGACCUACAACUCCGUGAUCAACGCUUGCGCCCGCGCGGGCGAGCCGGACCGCGCGGAGGCCUGGCUCCGCGACAUGGAGGCCGCCGGCCUGUCCCCAGGCCUCGUCACGAUCAACUCGGUGAUGAACGCGUGCGCCAAGGCGGGCGACGCCAGGAGGGCGGGGCGCUGGCUGCACGACCUGCGCCGCAGGGGCCUGGACCCCGACGACUUCACUUGCAGCACGAUCAUCAGCGCGUGCGUCCGCGGCGGGGACCCGCACCAGGCCUCUUGGUGGCUGAAGGAGCUCUCCUCCCACCAUGGCGAGCAGAGCGCCCCGAGCUACACCGCGGUCAUCCAGGCCCUCGCGCGCGCAGGAUGCACAGAGGAGGCCGGCAUGCUGUUCGAGGGGCCUCGCUCCUGCGCGUGGACACCACCAGCUGCCUCGCGCUCUUGGCGAGCGCGUGCCAGCGCAGCGGCGACGCCGCCGGCGUUGCACGCUGGCAGCGGGAGGCGGCGAGCCGCGGCGUGCAGGUGCCAGGGGGCAGGAGAGGGGGGAGGUCGCGGGCCCUGGCGGUGCCGGUGGCGCCACCUCGGAGACGGACCGCUCGACGUCCAGCGCCGGGCCCUCGGCAUGCCCCCUCUCGGGCUCGGCUCUCCUGCGGUCAUGGGGUGCGGCCGCAAGCAGGCCAACACCAGGGGUGUCGCGCCCGCGCGCCCUGCAGCGGCACGGGCAGGGGAGCGGAGCCCUCGGGACGAAGAAGGGAUCGGCACUGCACACCGGACCGCGGCUCGGCUGAGGCUCCCCUUUCCUUCUGUCCGCUUCGUUCACCUUGGCCGCCUCGCGGGAGCACCCGAGGGGAUUGGGUCACAUCAGUUCGAAGGCCCUGGAGCCCUGAGGACGCCUCCAGGGGGGGCUUGCGACAGCUUCCAGCGCUGUCCAGGGCCGCCAGGUGUUCCAGGAGCUUCUGAGGUGGCUUCCAGAGGGCAGCCUUCUCCCCUCGUGGCGAGGGGGCUGCAACCCGGGGGCGGGCCCCUCGGGGGCUGCACCUCGCCGCAGAGCUGGGCGUUCCCGAGCGCCCUUCCGCGAGGUCGGCCGCCCGCGCUCCGGCGGCGGCCGGAGGCCAGCGCGCGCGAGGAUCUCGGGGUCUACUGGGCGUGAUUGAGAGCGGCCUUGAGCUGCCGGGGCGCCUGGCCGCUCGCGCGGAGGGCCGCCGCGGAGCGCAGCGCCGCCAGGGGAGCUGCUCGGCAGCCGCGUGCCGCGGCGCGGCACGGGCGGCCAUGGCGAGGCCCUCCGUACAAGGGCGGCGGCAGCCGCCGCACGGGGUGGAGGCCUGGCGCUGCUCAUUGGCCGCUCCCAGCAGCCGUGGAAGUGCGCGUCGGGUCGUGGUGGUGCGCUGCCUCGCGUGACGGCUUGCGGCGCUCUGCAGCAGCCCCCCGCGAUGGUGAGCGGUGCGGCCUGUGGUGAGCAGCAUUGCUCUGCAGGGUCCCUGACAUCUGGGCGUUGCAAUUUUUUGCGACGACGGGCUAUUUUGUUUUGUUUUGGCCCCAGGGAGUUUUCUGUCGGGUCGAUCCCGCUCGAAGUGCCACAGAAAGAUGGGCUCCAGGGCUUCGGUCGAGUUUUUUUCCGAUGCUACGUUCUGAUGUGCCACGUCGGAUCUCAGGGUGCAGCAGCCCCGGCUAAAUGAGCAGCAGGCCUUGGGGCAGUCCCCGGCGAGCGGUGCAGGCCAUGGCCCACAGCGGUCAGGGCGCGGUCACCCCCCGUGCCCCCCCCCUUCGGGGUUACAUCUUCCCCAGCGGCGGGGUCUCGUGUACAUACAUCGGGGGACGACAGGCACAGACCCCAUACACACGCAUCCCCUGGGCGGGUCGUCCGUCGAGGGCGACAGAGGCGGCAAGCACAAGGUUGCGGAGGUCCGCGCGGGCCCAGCGUAG
Molecule: messenger RNA, 3924 nt
Organism: Prorocentrum cordatum
Lineage: Eukaryota; Dinophyceae; Prorocentrales; Prorocentraceae
Source: the annotation of a GenBank genome assembly